Messenger RNA from Pezoporus flaviventris, 1540 nucleotides. RefSeq names its product chromosome unknown C2orf80 homolog (gene CUNH2orf80). The transcript is spliced from 8 exons. Lineage: Eukaryota; Metazoa; Chordata; Aves; Psittaciformes; Psittacidae. The record is from RefSeq and is a predicted model, not a curated record. Bases 314 to 973 code for a protein of 219 amino acids.
CAACCUGCAAGUUGACACUCAGAUCAAUGUUUAUUUUAAAUGGGCUUAUUCUGCCCAUUUCCCAUUACCAAACUCCUUACCCUCAGUUUCAGUAUUUUGCGUGUUGUCUUCUCUUUCUUGACUAGAUUUUCCUCAUCCUCUAUUGUAAUCCGACCUGGGAAAUGGGUUUAACUGGAUUUUUGUAGGGGGUCUCCAAGUGUCCCAUACUCUUUAUCUAUGAUUCCUGUUCACUUACUGACAGAUAUUUUGGUAGGAUACACUUUCCUCUCUCCUAGAUCCCAUUGAGUUGAGUAUCUGCUACAGGAGCUAGAGUAUGGAAAGAAAACACCUGAAGAAAGAGGUUGAAAAACUCCUGGGAGAUUAUGUUGGCAUCAGACUGCAAGAAAAUAAAUUUGAUCCAAGAGGACAAAGGCAGCCCACUUUUCUAGAUGACAUGGUCCAUUACAACUUAGCCCUCAGCAUUGCUUUGCUGUGGCUAUCUGACUUGGGUGUUCAAACUGCACUGACAAGAGAGAAAACGAAUUUUGCAGCUCACAACCGAUACGCAUAUCCCAACCGAAUUGAGAGAGAAGCUAUGAUAUUAUCUUCGUAUGCUGGAAUAUUAAUGAACAGCAUUCCUGUUGAAGAGAUCUUUGAGAUUUACAGGCCCUCAGCAACACACUGUCAAAGCUCUGCAAAGAACCACUCGAUUCAGCCUUUCAAGCUCUCCCUGCAUCCGUUUGCCAUGCUGACUGCCCCUGAAGCUGCACAGUAUGCCUGCAAGCAAAGCACCAAGUUCAAGACAGCAGCAGCAUAUCAAAAGACCAGCCCUGGUUCAAGGAGAGCUAAAAAGAACAGCAAGCAACUGGACUCACUGACCAAAGGAAAACAACAGGUUGGCAAACAGGGAGUUACAGAAGCAAAACAAGGAAUCCCUCUGGAGAAGCCUGGAACUGAUUCAAAAGCAAGGAAUGCAAAGGAAACAAAGACAUAAAGACCCAGACUUCAUGUACCUCACUUAGCUGUAGGUGAGCUAAUGGAUGUUUGCUGCCUUAGCUUUGGUAAUACAUUUGCAACUCAUAUUUUGUUGUUUUUUUUUUGUUUUGUUUUGUAUUUAAAUCUUAGCAGUCAUUCCUUCCUUCCCGCCUCUUAUAACUUAUAUCCAAGACUGAUAUUCACUCUUCUUCCCUUAGCCACCUCUUUUCUGCUUCCCUGACAGUGUGUUGGGAGCUUACAUUUUCCCAAUACACCCCUACUGCUUCUCAACACACCAUGCUAUUUUUAUGGAGCCAAAGAGAGGAUCCAGCACUUCAGAGACAGGGAGUACACACUUCCCGUUGUCCACAGUGCUGUGCAGCUCCCACGUAUGAUCCAGAGUGGGGCAGGAAUGAGCUUCCCUGCAUGUGACACAAGAGUUGUGCCUCUCAGGAUGAUCCCAUUUUCUUCAGCUGUCCUCUAAUCACCCUGCUUUCUUAUUUCCUUAGAGGCCUCAGCUAAAGAAAAAGCCUCUCUCCGUAGUGCCAGUGUAGCACUGAAGCCUGUCUUCCAUUCCCUGCUUGCU